AUGCCUUAUGCCCAUAUGAAUUUUUAUAUGCACUAUGUAAUCUAUGCCAUGCAUUAUCCUUCCUCUUGGCCUUCUCGAUUCUCGACACUGAGCGCACUGAGCGUGCCAACCUCAGACUGACUUUGGUGCUAAAUUGAGUCGCACACGUGUCUCGAUCACAUGCCCAGUUGCGCCACGUGGGAAAUUUCUGAAAUUGCAGCUUCGUCGUAAAGGCCCAAGCACACUUGUUUCUUUCUCCCUGCUCCUUCUUUCUCAUUCUAGGGCGCAUCAUGGGCAAAGACAAAUCAGAGAAAAAGGAGAGGAGACGUUCAGAAGUAAGCGAAAAGAUCACGGAGUCCAUCGAGGUUGUUGAGGAUAUUGAGAUGGAAGUUGCUGAGGUCGCGAAGGUAGAAAAGAAACGCAAGACAGAAAGAGAGGAAGUGAUUAUCCCUCUUGAAGAUCUAUCGCCCAUUGCGCAUCCCCUAGCGCAGAAGAAGUUAUUGAAGAAGCUUCACAAGACAAUCAAGAAAGCCUCGAAAUCGCGGCAAGUCAAGCGAGGUGUGAAGGAAGUAGUAAAAGGCAUCCGAAAAGGAGAGAAGGGACUCCUUGUUCUUGCAGCAGAUAUCACGCCAAUUGAUAUCAUUUCCCAUCUGCCCGUACUCAGUGAAGAUGCUGGUAUACCAUAUGUCUUCGUAACAUCAAAGGAGGAGCUCGGACAUGCGAGCGCAACAAAACGUCCGACAAGCUGUGUUAUGGUAUGUCCUGACCAGAAAAAGAAGACGAAGAAAAAGGAGGGAGAAGAGGACAAGGUGGAGGAUUACCGAGAGCUGUAUGAGGAAUGCUGUCGGGAGGUCGGGAAGCUUGACCAAAAAAUCCUGAUUUGAGUCAUUUCGUUCCUGGGCAUUCGUUGUCUUCCAUUGCGUAUAUAGAUUGUAUAAUAUCUUUUAUUUUUCUUGUGUAUCAUGAUUCACUUAACUUUGAGUUGCUCUAGUCGAUGAUCUCGG
Messenger RNA from Somion occarium, 983 nucleotides. The record is from the annotation of a GenBank genome assembly. NCBI's taxonomy places the organism in Eukaryota, Fungi, Basidiomycota, Agaricomycetes, Polyporales, Cerrenaceae.